Molecule: messenger RNA, 1032 nt
Organism: Fonsecaea erecta
Lineage: Eukaryota; Fungi; Ascomycota; Eurotiomycetes; Chaetothyriales; Herpotrichiellaceae
Exons: 3
Coding region: 1-1032 (343 amino acids)
Biological process (GO): signal transduction; peptidyl-serine phosphorylation
Cellular component (GO): nucleus; cytoplasm
Molecular function (GO): ATP binding; protein serine/threonine kinase activity
Source: RefSeq, a predicted model, not a curated record
AUGGAAGACCCCUUUGUCCAACGGGUCCUUGAGAUUCGUCUAGGCGGACGCUACCAGAUCUGUCAACCGUUAGGCUCAGGCACUUUUGGAAGAGUGUACAUUGGACGGAACGUCUCUACGGGUCAGGAGGUGGCCAUCAAGCUCGAACACAAUUCAGUGAUGCAUUCACACCUGGGGGAAGAAGCCGACAUCUAUGAGUCUCUCCGUGGACGACCGGGCAUGCCUGAAGUCUACUGGCACGGGUUCCGUGACGACUAUGAGGUCUUAGUCUUCCAGCUACUGGGACCCAGCCUCGAAGAUCUCUUCCGAUACUGUAACAAGAGACUUUCGCUGAAAACCACAUUGAUGCUGAUGGAUCAACUUCUCUGCCGGGUGCAGACGCUUCACACAGCGGGCUAUCUUCAUCGUGAUAUCAAACCUGACAACUUCCUGCUGGGGACUGGGAGACAAGGCAACACUGUCUUCAUGACAGAUCUUGGACUCGCCACUCCUCACCGUGCUACCAGCGAUCAAGACGUCUCACGCAGCGAUACAGACCCCCCCAUCCUUCAGUUAGUAGGCACGCGCGACUAUGCCAGCAUCAAUGCUCAUUUCAGAAGCGUUCAAUCACCACGUGACGACCUUGAGUCACUGGGUUAUAUGGCCGUGUACUUUCUGUCCGGGAGCCUUCCCUGGGAACACUUGCAAUGCCCCAAGGAGGACGCAGACCGGCUAGUCCUGGAGUGCAAGCAGACAACCUCUGUGGAUGUGCUCUGCGAUGGUUUACCCCCAGAAUUUGCAACCUACAUGAACUACGUUCGUGGAUUGGGAAAUCAGGACCGUCCAAAUUACAAGUACCUUCGGCGUUUGUUUGACCGUCUUUUUCGCCGCAACGGUUUCGUUUAUGACAAUAUGUUUGACUGGACCCUUCAAGAGUAUGACAGGCUGUCUUCCCUGAACCGACCGCAGUCCACCACAUCCACCAGUAUCAAUGCCAGACAAAAGACACAUCGCCGCCGUGCAGCCAGACGCGGCCGGAAGAAAAGAGUGUGA